Dreissena polymorpha is the source of this 3442-nucleotide messenger RNA. RefSeq lists its product as uncharacterized. Gene Ontology annotation, biological process: regulation of apoptotic process. The record is from RefSeq and is a predicted model, not a curated record. Lineage: Eukaryota; Metazoa; Mollusca; Bivalvia; Myida; Dreissenidae. The transcript has 8 exons. The coding region runs from base 16 to 780 and encodes 254 amino acids.
GAAUGCUUUGUCAAUAUGCGAAUUUUUUAUACGAAACAAGUGCACACAACAAUUGAAAUGCCCAGGCUAUCACGUGAGCGGACUUCGGGUGAUUUUUCGGCUGAACAGACAACGGAUAAAGGUGCUGACCAACGUUCUCCUGGGCCAAUCAAAGACUCACCAUUGGCGCCUGCAGAAGAAGGCCAAGAUGAUGCUAUCCUGUCUAAAAACACGUGUUAUUUCGGCAACAGUAAUGCGUUUGAUACAACCACUGCAAUAUUCGCACAAAUAAUCCAAUCGCAUUGGGAAAUAGAAGACGAGGAUGAAGAAGACGAAGCUGACGCUAUAGGAAGUGACUUGGAAGACGAUGUCGACGAAAAAGGUGUUUGUCAUACUCACAACGAGAUCGUGAGCAGAUUACAGCGGAUUGGCGACGAUUUCUUUGAAAGGCAAAAGCAAGCCCCUCACGCAGAUACUAAUGUGGUUGAUAGGUCGCAAUAUAUACGUGAUGUAGCCACAAAGAUCAUGUCAUCGAACACAUUCGAGGAUUUUAUCGGAGCGUUGCCUAGCGAAUCUGCCAAAACCAUCGGAUGGGAACAGGUGGCGCUGUACUCGGUCAUCAUUCACUCGUCAAUAAUGAUGGUGGGCGUUGGUACAGAAAUCAAGAAUUCAAUUACCAGCUAUGCUAGUCAGUAUUUCCAGUCGAGGUUCAGUGACUGGAUUAACAGCCAACCACGUCAAUGGUAUUCCAUUUUUGACGAGCCGAGAAGCGUCCCCAUCGCUCAGGCCGACUGUGAUUGACAUAACGGCGACUUGUAUAUAAUUAUAAAUUUAAUAAUUUAAGAGUUAUGAGCUAUUGUUAUGUGUUAAGAAACAUGAGUAUGUUUCUAAUAUCCGAAAAAAACACCAAAAUAAUUUCCAUUGAACUGAAAGCAAACGAUAGUUUUACCAUGAAAUCAAUUUUAAAAUAGUCUUCACUUCUUUGACAUUGGUAUGUACACGGUGCCUAUACCACGUGACUUUUUCAGAUCUGUGUUGGGAAAAUAAAGCGCGACCCAGUUAACAUUUUUAAGGAUCUCUUUUUAAAUAGUUCACCAUUUUUAAUGGGAUAAAGUGGAGAGCCCGCUCAUUCGUAAGAGUUUUCUAUAGGUAUCAUGAUCUUUUUAAACAAAUAAGUAUUUUUUUCAGUAAGGUCAACCGCGCGUUUGUAAUAUGAAGUCCCCACACUGAUCCGACAUUUUUCUAACCGUUCAAACGCGCGGUUGCACUUUACUGAAAAAAUACUUAUUUGUUUAAAAAGAUCAUGAUACCUAUCGAAAACUCUUACGAAUGAACAGGCUCUCCUUUUUAUCCCAUUAAAGGGACUGUCCAACAGAUUAAAGCGUCGUUCAACGCGAAUCGAUAUUUUGGGAAACUACGAGGAUUGCUUAUAGCUAAAAAAUACCUCCGCAUGUGACGUGAGCGUGGAUGGUCGAGUGGUAAGGUAGGGAGACAUUUUACUCCAAUCUUCCAUGACUCUUGGGGUCAGUGGUUCGAUCCCUGUGGAUGUUAACGUUUUUCUUCUUUUUUAAAAUUGUAUUCUUAUUUUUUACUGGAGAUUUUUAGUUCAAAUGUUUAAAUUUAUCAAUAUAAAGCAUUUAAAGCAGUUAAUGACAAGCUUUAAUACAUGCCAACAUCUGUUGGACGGCCCCUUUAAAAUGGUGAAAUAUUAAAAAAGAGAUCCUUAAAAAUGUUAACUGGGUCGCGCUUUAUUCUCCCAAUACAGAUCCGAAAAAGUCAAGUGGUAUAGGCACCGUGAUGAAUACGCUUAUGGAUAAAAGUUAUGUGUGAUCUGAACACGUGAAUUUAUUAUAGAUAAUUUAUUGUUAUGUUUUUACACGUAAAGACCAGAUAAGUAAUAUAUUUGUGUGAUGAUUGGCAUUUGCAUGUGAGCAUUUCUGUGUGUCGACCAAAGCGAUCAAGGGAGAGAACCGAUGUCGAAUAGAUUUUCUUGAAUCUAGAAUUAUUCCCAUUAACGUUUAUUGUUAGUUAGCAUUCCUUAAAGUGAUAUUAUGGGCAUCUAACAGUAUAUAGGUGUCUAUCGCAGCCGUUGUUUAUUUUUUUGGUGUUUUCACUUCAUAUACACUUAUAUUUGUUAAUGCAGCAUCGACAUACUAAAACAAUAUCCCGGAAAGAGAAAAAUAAUCCAUUUGACUAUCAACAGUACUUUCGUUUUGACAACUGACGACAGAAAUUAUUCUAUGAACGAUGAGAGCCUAAAUGUAGUUUUCAUGCAGAUUCGUUCAUACGACACAAAGACACAAUUUUGUUUAACGGAUCAUUUCGGCUUAGAGGACUGGGUGAGUCCUGUAAAAUAUCGAAAAUAAUAUAUAUUUUUUUUUAAACAACUGGUAGCAAGAUCAGUUGUAGAUAAUUGAUCAGUAGCCACUUUUUAACUAAAUCUUUUGACCUGUUAAUUCGGUUCAGCUCAAUUUAACAGUGAACAAUGCCCAUUAUAUCACUUUAAACAGCAAACUAUUUUGUUUGCGAUGUAGACACAUGGUGUUGAUCAAUCUUAAAGUGGCCUUUUCACAGAUUUUGGCAUAUUUUGAAGUUUGUCAUUAAAUGCUUUAUAUUGAUAAAUGUAAACAUUGGAUCUUAAAAGCUCUAGUAAAAAAUCAAAAAUAAAAUAAAAAAAGGAACAAAAAGUAGCCGGUACCAGGGCUCGAACCAGUGACCCUCGGAGUCCUGGAGUUAGUCUGAAGUAAAAACGCACUUGCCCUCUCGACUAUUCCGCCGGGUAUACAGUUUAAAUAUUUUAUACCUUAUAUAAGCAAUCUUCGUAGUUUCGUAAAUUUAAACGACAACAACAGAACUCUCCAAAUUAUUCAAUCGUUUCGCGUUGCAACGCUUUAUAAUUUUUAGCUUUUUAAAUCGUUCAAAGAUACAUAUAAUGGCUAUAUUGGACUAUGGUAAAUGUUCAGUAAUACUGUUUCCUCACAAAUAUCAUAACUAAAACGAAAAUUUCCGAAUCUGAAACAACUUUUUUCAAUUUUGUCAAUUUACCAAACCGUGAAAAGAUCCCUUUAAAUUUGAUAAGUAAGUAAGGUCAAUUUAGCCAUUUCUUAAAAACAUAAGUGUUGAUAAUCUGAAUAUUAAAAAAUGUGAUGCUAUGUUUGUAUAUAUAUAUUUUUUAAAUCAAAUACGAGAUGAAGUUGAUAUUCUAGAUGGUAUAAUUUAAUUUUGCCUCAGAAAGGUGAAAUUAUGUUGCUAUUAUUUAUAUACACCAAUUUAAGUGUUAAAUUGUAAUUUAAUUGAAAUGUUUUCUUUUUUAUUGCUUUUUAAUUUUAUUUGUGAUAUUUUGAGGUGAAUUUUUAAAGUGAGAUUGUACGAUUUUGUCAAAUAUUUAUGAAUUUAUAUAAAAUCUGUAAAACAACUUAUUAUACAUAUAUUUCAAUAUAAUUAAAAUAAAAGUUAAGAAGAA